This is a messenger RNA of Drosophila yakuba, 1328 nucleotides long. RefSeq lists its product as uncharacterized. NCBI's taxonomy places the organism in Eukaryota, Metazoa, Arthropoda, Insecta, Diptera, Drosophilidae. The transcript is spliced from 2 exons. The record is from RefSeq and is a predicted model, not a curated record. Bases 162 to 881 code for a protein of 239 amino acids.
CAAAUCAGAGCCAAAACAUUCACAGAGUAGUUCAGUAGUAACAAUUUUAUGUACCUUUUUUCUCACUCUCUAGAAACGAAACAAAAUUCCAAAUAAACCAAAUUCAAUAUAUAUUUAUAUAUAUAUCCAUUGAGCGCUAAUUUUGUGGGUUAAGUGCAUAAAUGUCGAAGGCAACCAAGCUGCGAUUCGCACUGAUCACCGAGGAUGCGCUGGACAAGCUGAGGCCUCGCUCCCAGUCGGAAAAUGCGCGUUCCAAGUACAUGAAUGACAUAUACGUGGCCAUCCGGACGGCGGUCAACGAGGUGGUGGACGAGAAGAUGCUCCAGCUGAAUGCCACCGUCAAUCGAAUGGUCGAGGAGCGUGUGACCAACAUACUGGAGCACCAAUUGCACAAGGGCUCGUUGGCCGGACGCAGUGGCUUUGUGGGCAGGAAAAGGGAUAUGGAUUCCCCACUCUCCAGCAAGGACAAAGAACACAAGGCGACAAAGCCAGCCGCUCCAGUUGAAUCCAUAAGCUCACUGCGAUUUUCCAAUCUCAAAUACGGACGCAGCAGGAAGCAUAAUCCCAGCACCAAGGAGCAUGUGACCUUCGCACCCGACGAUCAGCUGACCAAGAGAAGCCGCGCCAAGGCGCAGAAGAUCACCGUGAUGCCCAGCCAUCGGGAGAACCAGCUGAAGGGCACCUCCUCCAACAGCGACAGCAAUCCCAACCAGAAUCCACCGAUGGCUACAACUCCGGCGCCACUCAGCAUGGAUCACAAUAAGUUGGAUGAGGACGAUUACGAUAACUUCUCCGAUGUGGAGGAGCCCUCCAUUCUCAGCAUGGCUGCCAGGUAUCUCAAGAAACUCGAGGAUGCCCGCCGUCGAAAGCAUUUGCAGUAGUAGUACCCAGUAUAAUACCCUGUACUUCAAAUUGUUUUCAAGGAUCCCCCGACUUUCGUAGGAUACUUCUUCAUAUUUCCUUACCUCGUCAACUCAAUUCUUGAAGUGAGCGUGUGGACAACCAUUAAAUAAUGGCAAUGGGUAGAAUGAGUAAAUAAAUUAAAUUAAAUACACUUGAAAGUAAUCGAAUGCCUACAACAAUAUGCAUUUAAUAUUGCAAAUAUGAGAGGGCAAGGUGGAAGCCAUAAAGCGAGGCCAUCUUCAAAGGCCAUCCCAUUGGCUUAACCCCCGGCAAACAAAUUACCAUUUCUGCUAGUUUCCAUAUCCAUCGCAACCACAUUCAAUCGGCAAAAAAAAAAAAAAAAAAAAUGGAAAAUGUAGAAAUACCCACCGUUUAAUCCAUGAAAUAUGUAAAGUGAAAAAUUGAAUCGCAAGCAAUUGUAAAAA